This is a messenger RNA of Oreochromis niloticus (Nile tilapia), 3609 nucleotides long. RefSeq lists its product as uncharacterized. The transcript is spliced from 4 exons. Lineage: Eukaryota; Metazoa; Chordata; Actinopteri; Cichliformes; Cichlidae. The coding region runs from base 1 to 3609 and encodes 1202 amino acids. The record is from RefSeq and is a predicted model, not a curated record.
AUGUCUCAUGAUGAGCCAUCAGAAUCAGAUGACAUUAUUCAAAAUAAUGCUCAUGGGCGCCAGUUUUCAACCCCUGCUUUGAGUGAUGACAGCACACACAAGGAGCUACGUGAGCUUAUUGGUGAGCUGGGGACUCAGAUAGGUGAAUCAAUCGCUAGUCGGUUAUUAUCCAGUCAAGUCCCGCUUGGUCCAAACCAGACAGCUCCAACUGAGUCUCCCAAAGUUAAGGGCCCUGAUACCACUCUCGACUUCUCCAAAAUGAACCUAGUGGUCAGGCAAGAUAUCAAAGACCCACCUAUGUACCGAGGUGAUGACGCAGAUAAGUACUCUGUUCAUGAGUGGAUAGAUAUGAUGGAAGUGUAUUUGCAGAAGAGAGGUUUGUCUGGAGCCAUGCAAGUGGAUGAAAUCUUGAACCAUCUCCUCGGCAGAGCUAAAAACAUUGUUAGGGUGGGUUUGAAAAGCAACUCAUCUUCUGGUGCGGUGACCAACCCUGAGACCAUCUAUGCCAUACUCAGGCGUUAUUUUAGUGAGAGCCCUGGUUCUUGUCAACCAUUGGCUGACUUCUAUGCCACCCAACCAGGUGCAAAAGAAACACCAGUAGACUAUUGGGUGAGACUUAAUAUCGCAGCUGAAGCAGCUGAUAGGCACUUACAGCGCCAGGGAGGCAAAAUGGAGAACAUGGAGGCAGAAAUAGCCAUGAUGUUUAUCAGAAACUGUCCUGAUCCCAGCCUCGCCUGUGUCUUCAAAUGUUCCAUGGCGUGUACUUUGAGCGAAGAGGCAGAGCAAGAAUUAAAGAGCGCUGGGGUUGCACUGGAAUUAAGCGACAUUCGCACUGACAUUAUGCUAGUGGGCUGUGGUGGAGUUCAGGUUAAACCCAAAUGUAUAUGUGAGCUGAAGAUGGAGGUUUAUGAUUGUACGUUCAGAGUGCCCGCUCUAGUGGUCCCUGGUCAGAAAGAUCAGUUAAUUUUGGGGACAAAUGUCAUCAAACACCUUCUCAGACACUUCAGGCUGUCUCCCCAUUUUUGGCAAGUCCUGAGUAAACCCGAAUCAGCAGAAGCGCCCAAGAUAGUACAGUUUCUGAAUAUGCUGUCUGGCAUUAAUAGGUGGAGAGGUGACAAAAUGCCAGAUGUCAUUGGCACUGUCAAACUAGCUCAGGCAGUGACUCUACUCCCCAAGCAAGAACACCUUGUAUGGGGCAGACUGCCAGCAUCAUCACCCCUCUCUGAGGGCAGUGCCAUUCUGAUUGAACCACCAAAAUCUCAGACUCAUAAGAAAGGUGCCAUUGUCUGCAGAACUGUGGUUUCUAUGAGUGGCGAUAGGUGGGUCCCUGUUCGAAUCCUGAACACCUGCGAUAAACCUAUCACACUGAGACGAAACACUAAGGUGGCAGAUGCCUCCACUUGUGUAGCUGUUGAAGAUAUUGAAGUGGCCUCUGAUCAAAAUCCAGGUGAGACACUUAAAGUCCAGAGCCAGACAGUGUGUAGCGACACACAUAGUAGCUCUCCCUCCUGCUCUAGCUUUCGUGACAGCCUGCAGAAGGUGGGGUUGGAAGAUUUAGAUCUUGACUCUUGUGAAGUCUCAGACCAAUGGAAGGCUCAGGUACUACAACUGAUCCACAGAUAUGAGGAUGUUUUUUCCAAGAGUAAACUAGACUGUGGGCUGGCAAAGGAUUUUGUCCAUCGCAUCCACCUGUCUGAUGACCGGCCAUUCAGACUUCCCUAUCGACGCGUCCCUCCAGGGCAGUAUCACAAGUUGCGACAGGUGCUCACAGAGAUGGAGGAGCGUGAACUGAUCCGCAAAUCCAACAGUGAGUGGGCGUCUCCACUGGUAUUGGUAUGGAAAAAGAAUGGCGAUCUCAGAAUAUGCGUGGACUACCGCUGGUUGAAUGCACGCACAAUCAAGGAUGCCCAUCCUUUGCCCCACCAGUCAGACUGUCUGGCAGCCCUGGGAGGUAAUGCAAUUUUCAGUGCCAUGGAUCUCACCUCUGGUUUCUACAAUAUUGUGAUGGCAGAGGAGGAUAAAAAACUAACGGCAUUUACAACACCUAUGGGGCUCUACGAGUUUAACAGACUCCCCCAAGGCCUGUGCAACAGUCCGGCAAGCUUCAUGCGUCUCAUGAUGGGCAUAUUUGGUGACCAGAACUUCCUAACCCUGCUGUGCUACUUGGACGAUUUGCUUGUUUAUGCACCCAGUGAAGCAGAGGCUCUCAGGAGGUUAGAGAUUGUGUUUAGCAGACUACGUGCUCACAGACUGAAGCUAGCUCCUAAAAAAUGUCAUCUGUUUAGGAGGAGUGUGAGAUUUCUGGGUCAUGUUGUGACUGAAGGAGGGGUUUCGACUGAUCCUGACAAGGUUAAGGCGAUCACUGCUAUUUCAGAGGGUGACCUCAUGAUGGAGGAUGGGGUCACGCCAUCUCAGAAGAAGAUAAAGUCAUUUUUGGGCAUGGUAAUGUAUUACCAGCAUUUCAUACAAGACUGUUCUAAGAUUGCCAGGCCCCUUUUCACCCUGACUGCUGCUCCUAAAGGGAAAAAAGUAAAUGCUCGAGGUGCUGCUUCUUUCUGGAGGCUCAGCCCAAGUGACUGGAGAAAGGAACAUGUUGACUCGUUUGAACACCUGAAGGCUGCACUCCUUGGCUCCGUUGUGCUUGCUCACCCUGAUUUCAACAAACCAUUUAUCUUGUCAACAGACGCUUCACAGGACGGUUUGGGUGCUGUGUUGUCACAGGUCCAAGAGGGCGAGAGUAAAGCACGUCCUGUUGCAUUUGCCAGCAAGGCCCUCACCCGUGCACAGAGAAACUAUCCCGCCCAUCGUCUUGAGUUUCUGGCACUAAAGUGGUCUGUCUGUGACAAAUUUAGCCACUGGCUGAAGGGGCAUAGCUUUACAGUCUGGACAGACAAUAACCCUCUAACAUAUAUUCUCACAAAGCCUAAGCUUGAUGCAUGUGAACAAAGGUGGGUGUCAAAGUUGUCCCCCUACAAUUUCAGCAUCAAGUAUAUUCCUGGCAGUAAAAAUGUCGUUGCAGAUGCACUGAGCAGGCAGCCGUUCAUUCAUAAUUGUGUUAGUCAGAGACUCAUGAGUGAACCCUAUGCAACUCUGUUAGAGGAGUCACAACAAGUCAAGGAAAUCUCAGUUCAGGAUGCAUUCAGGCUCAGUGCCAACCACCAAAGUGUUGAGUGUUUAGCCCCUGCAGAGAGUCUAGGAUGUUGUUCCCUGACUAAUGAUGAAGUUUCCGCAGUUUUCACAGGUCACACUGAGUGGGACCAAGGUCCAAAACAGAGAGCAAUCUCCUGGUUGUCUCAAGAGCUAGAUCGGCUUCCCUCACUAGGCCAGAACACCUUGUCUGCCUUCUCACUUCAGGAGCUACAGGAGGAGCAGAGAGCAGAUGUGACACUGUCUCAAGUCAUUCCGUUUGUCAUACGUGGUCGGCGCCCAUCACGUAGAGAAAGAGCUCACCUGUCACAUAAAGUGCAAAAGACAAUGAAACAGUGGGAGAAAUUGAAAAUGCUGGAUGGUAUUCUGUACAUAGUGAGUAAAGACCUGCUCACUGUCAAGUCCUGUCAGGUGUCCAUGAUGAUGCUGGCCAUCAGGGUCAAAGCAGAACUCUGUAUCUAG